Macrosteles quadrilineatus (aster leafhopper) is the source of this 578-nucleotide messenger RNA. RefSeq names its product MKRN2 opposite strand protein. Lineage: Eukaryota; Metazoa; Arthropoda; Insecta; Hemiptera; Cicadellidae. Bases 1 to 522 code for a protein of 173 amino acids. The transcript is spliced from 4 exons. The record is from RefSeq and is a predicted model, not a curated record.
AUGAUGGUUACCCAUUUCAGGGUCCCCUACCCAUUUGUUAGAGCUCAGCAGCAGCCAUGUGCUGUCAUCAUUAGACCAACAAAUGGAGAUUUCCUCAAUGACUACAAGAUCAGUAUGGACCUACACAUAGGUGUGACGGACUCCCGGGGCCGGGUGGUAGAGUAUGACCAACACGGGCUACGUCGUGACCAGCGCCACAGUUGGCAGCAGUGUCUUGUGGUCAGUCAGCUGUGUUCGGAGGAGUGGACACACAACUGGGACCAGACACUCGACUCAGUCGCCAGUCAAGACUGCUGGACUUCAUCUAGGUACCAUGAAGAGACCUUUAACUGCUACACAUUUGUGAUGUCUUUCCUGCGUUGCUUGAGAGAUGGUACGCUAAGUGAGGCUGCAGCCAGUAAGGUGACGUUUUGUGAAGCGUUUGUCUCACCGCGCACCACCACCGCCUGCAAGUACAUUGCGCUCUACAGACGCUUGAAGGACAGUGGUUACUAUGUUUGCCGAUCACAACCUCACAGUUAGUAGUAGUUGAAGUCAAACUAAAUGUGCUAAGCCCUGUAAAUAAAGUUAAUAUUUAA